UCAACAGGAUCUUGUGUCUGUCAGGACAGUGAAAGGAAGAGGAAGGUUUAUUUCCUGGUUAAUGACACAGGUAUAUUUCUCUGUGUGUCAAUGAUUAGGACUUAUUACCUGACGAAAAUCUUUUAGGAGGGUGACAUGGAUCAAUCGAAAAGAAGCAGUGAAGUCCAACUCCCACCGCCCUACUCUCAGGACGAUGGUCAACAGAACACCUAUUGGCAACAGAACACCUAUGGCCAACAGAACACCUAUGGCCAACAGAACACCUAUGGUCCACAGAACACCUAUGGCCAACAGAACACCUAUGGCCAACAGAACACCUAUGGUCCACAGAACACCUAUGGCCAACAGAACACCUAUGGCCAACAGAACUACAGUUCUCCCCACUACGGUCUGAACGUUGGCCCUGGCAACAUAGCGGUGGUCUCACCAGCAGGUCAGUAUAACGACAUGGGUCAGGGUCAUCCCGAGGACCAACAACAACAAUGGGCUGCUCCACUACCACCUGACUCUUCCACCGGGCUGGAGGACACCGGCUGCUUUGAUGACAAAGCCAUAAGAAGAGGCUUUAUAAAGAAGGUGUACCUGACUCUGAUGAUUCAGCUUCUAGUCACCUUUGGGAUCAUCUGUGCCUUUCUGUAUUGGGAGGCUCUGAGGCUCUGGUCUAUGAAGACCUACUGGUUUUCAUCCUGCAUGAUAGCAGUGGUGAUUGUCCUCAUCAUUUCCUUGUCCUGUUGUGUCAAUACCACUGCAGAAGGUCUACUGCUGGGCUCUGUGACUGUGUGA
Messenger RNA from Oncorhynchus nerka (sockeye salmon), 783 nucleotides. Its product is annotated as protein lifeguard 1-like. Lineage: Eukaryota; Metazoa; Chordata; Actinopteri; Salmoniformes; Salmonidae. The transcript is spliced from 5 exons. The record is from RefSeq and is a predicted model, not a curated record. Bases 136 to 783 code for a protein of 215 amino acids.